AUGAAAAACAAUGGGUCUGGUAAGGACGACGACGACUUUUGGAAGAUCUUAAGCGAGAGUGAUAGUGAGUAUGAGUCUGAGAUAGGUCUGCUUUUCAAGCCCAAGAGGAAUGUUGAGUGUCCGAGACCUGAAAUUAAGGAUGGAAUCCAAAAGGUCGAAGGCUCUGAUGAAAGCAAGAAGGAUGCACCGGAGGAGAAUUCUGAAGAAGUUGUUUGUGAAAGAAUGAAUGAUUUUCAGGAAAGUGGCAGGGAUAAGAGAAAGGAUGAGAACAUAGAAGAGGUUCAAGCCUAUAGGGAAGAAGAGAAAGAUAAGUCUCUUGGAGAGGAAGAGCCUGAGGAUGAUAAAGGUAAUGAUGAGGUAGAAAAUACCCAUGAUAAAGGCACGGGGUUGAAAUCAGAAGUAAACACUACUUCUGGGAUCUUAAGCGAGGCAGGGCCAAAAGUGUCUUCUGUGGAUGAAAUGGAUUUUCUUUGGGAUGAUGAUGAUGACGAAGAGUUUAUAGUAGGGGAAGUGACCAAUAUGAACAUAGAGAAGGGACCUUCUAACGAUGAAGAUGAUUUCAAAAGCACAACAGAUUCAUUGAAACAUGCAUCUUAUGUAGCAGAGGAGCACGUUAAAAAAGAUGAGGAAGAGCAAGAAGAUAGCAUGGAGCAUGAAAAGCCUGAUUCUGAGGACUCAGUUACUAAGCCUCCAUUAAAACCCCUGAACUCCAAGAUGGAUCCCAUGAAACCUAAGCCCUUAGCACGAUUUGUAUGUGGAAGCCUACUUACUGUUUUUAUGUCUUCUCAAAAAAGAUUCAAUAUGCAAGGAGAGGCAAUUCAGAAUUACAUAAAUAUUUCUCAGUGGUACAGGCUUGAUUACGUUCUUCCAGACAUUAAGCCUUCUAAUUUUAUCGCAAGUCGAAAUAACAGGGAUGAUAGAUAUCAGCAUGUUUAUGAACUGAUCCAAUUGAAAACACCGUCUAUAGACAGUAUUACUAGCAUUGUUUCUACUUCAAGGCCGGCUUAUUGCAGUAGGGAUAUUAAUAGGUCUGUUAGUGCAGAGAAUAUGAAUAAGCUUAUAGGGUUAUGCAUGGAGGAUCCGGACAAGGCUCUUGAAUAUGCAAUUGAAAAUGAGAUAUGGGAGGCUGGGAUUCUGCUAUCGAAAUGGACAAAAGACAUUGGAAAUAGGUUCUUGGAGAAGUACUGUGACAGCCCCUACGCUCAGUUGAUAUCCUCUGCACUUGGGUUUUCAAGGUGUCCUUUUAAGUUUCAUGGAGAUUGGAAAAAAUACAUUAGAGAAGUUUUAAGCACCAGGAAUGCGGAUGUUAAUAAUGACUUUAUAAUGCAGGUCUUUGGUGUUAGCGUUCCUGAUGCGUUGUUUGUGGUAUUGGCGUCGUACUUCCUUGGGGUUAUUGAUAUCAAUAAGUACCUAUGGAUGUUUAGCAAGAAUUUUGAGGUACUCAAUAUCCUUUGUUAUGUCGAGUAUACUGGUAGAAGUGUAAAAGACAUUGACAUUCUUAAGUAUGAGUUUGUUUCAACUGGAAUAGAGUUUGACAGAACGAAGGCGGAGGAGUACUUCAAAGCAAAUAGAAAGUGCUUUAGAAAGGAGCUUGGGGGAGAUCUUGACUCUGUGUUUGAGACUAGAUGGUCUUUUGGUCUUAAGAGUGUCUUUGACUUUGGAAUCAAAAAGAUUCUUAAUGUGGAUAGUCUUGAGGAUGAUCCUAAGAAGAUUGAGGCUCCUGUCUCUUCGGACGUGUCCUUAGAGGCCACUAGCCAGGAACUUGCCUCCAGAUGUGAUCUUGGGUCUAGGAUUCCUAGCUUGAGCAGUAAAAGCGAUGCAAUGCUAUCUAUCUCAGAUAGUAAAGUGAUUGGAAUAGAUGCUAAGUUUGAAAAGAGAGAAGCAGUAAAUGAAGUAUUAAAAGUAGAAGAGAGUGGUAAGCCAUCGGCAGGUGAAUACGAGCAGAUAUUGAAGGUUAGUGAGAUUAAAAAGAAUGGUAUAUACAGCCUGCCUCAAGAGGAAAUCCUAUUGAAACAUGAUGAAGGAGAAACAAAAGCGAAGGAUGAGGAACUAUCUGUUAACAGCAUGCCUUGUGACAUUAAAGAGCGGAAUAAUUUAUACAUGGAUACAAAGCAAUCAAAGAGCUUUGCAGACUUCUUCGAAGGCAAUAAAAGAGAAGAGGAAGUUAGAAGCGAAGACGAUACAAGCUUAUUUCUUUCUAGGUUUAUUGACGAUGAACCUUCCGAUCCGGGAACAAAGAAAAAGGAACAGAAAAAAAGUGGGUCAUUCUUUGGGUUCUUGAAUGUGUUUAAGAAGGAACCUGUUCAUAAAGCAAAGAUUGAUAUUGAUGACGACUUCCGAUAUGACCCUGUGGAGAAGAAGUGGGUGGGAGGAACUUCCAAUGAAAGUAAGAAAGGAGAUAGUCCGGUGCUAAAGCCUAGAGAAAUACCAAAGCCGAAGAUGGGAAUGGGGAUUCCAACCAAAGGUGGGUUAGACAUGAAUGUUACAUCUAUGUAUGCAAAUAGAAAAAGCGCUGGGAAUAAGAGUAUUCCUGGAGUUUUAAGUAAAAAAGAAUGA
Encephalitozoon romaleae SJ-2008 is the source of this 2556-nucleotide messenger RNA. RefSeq lists its product as hypothetical. The record is from RefSeq and is a predicted model, not a curated record. Lineage: Eukaryota; Fungi; Microsporidia; Unikaryonidae. The coding region runs from base 1 to 2556 and encodes 851 amino acids. The transcript has a single exon.